This is a messenger RNA of Oreochromis niloticus (Nile tilapia), 3095 nucleotides long. RefSeq names its product acyl-coenzyme A thioesterase 1. Gene Ontology annotation, biological process: fatty acid metabolic process; acyl-CoA metabolic process. NCBI's taxonomy places the organism in Eukaryota, Metazoa, Chordata, Actinopteri, Cichliformes, Cichlidae. Gene Ontology annotation, molecular function: fatty acyl-CoA hydrolase activity. The record is from RefSeq and is a predicted model, not a curated record. The transcript has 4 exons. Bases 834 to 2081 code for a protein of 415 amino acids.
CUGAAAAUCUGAGCUUAAAUAAAGGGCUACUGUAUAUGGUAGAUGUUAUGAAACGACCAAAACAAUACGAAGGUGGCGCACAGAGAUCGGAUCAAAACAUUUCUCAGCCUUGUAUUAUCAAGAGACCACAGUAGGAAAUUGAACCUGAAUACUUCCCAGACUCUGAUCUUCGGUAUAAACACAACAGUUCACAUCUGGGCUUCCCUGCUCUCCGCUUUGGGUCAAGUGUCACAUCUUACCCUUUCCCUAGUAACAGGAAACGACUCAAAAAAAAGUUUUACUGGAACAAAAGCGUGGGGUGGGAAACUGCACUGCUGGGAAUGAGAGGCCCCCCAGCGCAAACACACACACACACAGAGACAAAUAAUAGCUCAAAGAUGCAUGUCUUCAACUGUAUCAAAUGUGGUCAGCUGGCUCUUUUUAGCCGUCCUACGGCAGUCACACGCUUCGACACGUGCAACUGUACAGUGAGGUAUUUAAACAAAGAGUGUGGUGGUCUGCCAAUGCCACGGGAACAAAAAAAAAAGCUGAAUAAAAAGAGAAAACAACACGAUUCAAACAAGGAAUACAUCUGGAUGUACCCGGUUGUUCACCGACUCAGCCUCUUACGUAUACACCAUAAACAACACAAUACAAGCACACUUCUUCCUUCCUCGUUCCUUUUUUUGUUCACAUGACCAGCUGUAACGUUGUUACAGUGGGUAACUGUUAGACGGGACUGACCAGCUACCACAGACAAUUUGCUCUUUGUUUCACUGUAUCUGACAAGUCAAGAUGCAGUGACACCAUUCCAGGCUACAGGGAAACAACCGUUCCCAUCUUAAACAGCUGAAAUGGCGCAAUCACAGAUCCACUUGAAAAUUCUCCCCAGUGUUCGCAGCUUCUUUGACAAGAUGGUGCGGGUAAAAGUAGAGGGACUCACUCCUCACAAACCAGUGGAGCUGAGGUCCAAACUGGUUGAUGACAAAGGUGUCAUUUUCAAAGCCUCUGCCCUGUACAAAGCAGAUGAAAGUGGUCAGGUGGAUGUCUUCCGCACACCCUCUCUGGGUGGCAGUUACACCGGCGUGGAGCCCAUGGGUUUGUUUUGGGCCCUGGCACCAGACGCACCACACACUAAACUCAUGAAGAAGGAUGUGCUCAGCCCAACACGCGUGACCCUGGAGGCUCUUAAUGGAGAGACUGGCAAGGUUUUAGCAUCUGAAUCUAAUGAGAGAGGAUACAUGAUUGAGGGGAUGAAGAGAAUACCUUUACAAGAGGGCAGAAUACGAGGUGUCCUCUUCAUACCACCAGGAAAUGGCCCAUUCCCAGGAAUUAUAGAUAUGUACACUUUUGGUGGAGGUCUUACUGAACCCAGAGCCAGCCUCUUGGCAAGUAAAGGCUUUGUUGUUCUGGCACUGGCUUAUUUGCGUUACCAGGAUCUCCCAAAAAACCCUAAAAACCUGGAUUUGGAAUAUUUUGAGGAGGCGGUCACAUAUCUGAGGAAGCGACCAGAGGUGAAAGGUCCUGGGAUUGGCGUCAUAUCGAUCUCUCAUAGUGGUGCUUUGGCUUUGAGCAUGUCAUCUUUUCUCUCUGGGAUCUCAGCGACUGUCUGUAUUAAUACCUGUAAUGCAAACACUGUGCUUCCUUUACACUACAAAGACAUUGUAUUCCCGCCACUGCCCCCUGUCAUGGAGAAUGUGAAAUUCACAGAUUCUGGGCUUGUAGAUAUACGUGACGCCUUACCAGACCCCACCAAGGGCAAGAACAGGGCGUCUUUGAUUCCAAUUGAACGAGCUACCUGCCAUUUCCUGUUUGCUGCUUCUGAAGAUGACCACAACUGGAACAGCAUGUUUUUUGCCAGUCAGGCUGCUGAAAUUUUGAAAAAGCAUGGCAAAAAAUCCUACGAGGUUGUUACUUAUCCAAAAGCUGGUCACUUUCUGGAUGUGCCGUACAUGCCUUAUUGUUCAUCUGGGUUUCAUCCAGCUGUAGGGCAUGUUGUGGUGUUUGGUGGGGAGCCAAAAGCCCACUCUGAGGCUCAGCUGGACCUGUGGGAAAGAGUCCAGGAGUUCUUCAAGACCCACUUGGGCAACAAGAGCACUUGAUACUGUAUUAAUCCAUCAAGCAUCUCUGAAUGGUUGUUCUUAGAAAUGCUUACCAGUGCCUGUAUUUUCUAAUUAAUAAAAUUGUGAGAACUCCAUUAACCUUCUAGUGUUCUGCAUUGGAAACACUCCCACAACCGUUUGGUUUUAGCUGAGGUUUUUUCAGUAUGUCACGGGCUUGUAGCACAAAGAUUUUCUAUAGCAAAAAGAAACAGAGAUUUUGACUUGUCAUGGGAAGGAAAUGUAAAUGGACUGCACGUAAAGCUGCUUUAAACUACAGAGUUUUGUUGGGGUAGGGUGUUGAAUUUAGUGUCAUCCCCACUUCUUGCUGCAGACUCAAGGUCUGAGUAGUGGUCUACAUCAUAAGCCACAGCCAUCAGCUCAAACUUGAUUGUUUUGUUGAAGUAUCUCACAAAAGUAGAAGACACUUGGACUUUUCCUGCAGUUACAUGACAUAAUGUCUACCUAUAAAAUAACCUACAUAUGAUUACUUCUUCUCCAAUGACAUGAUGUUGGUACAGAACCAGUUCUGCUUUUGUGCUAUUUGUAACUUCAUGUCCACAUGGGUUGGACAUGAAAAAAUAUUAAUUUUUUUAGUGUUUAAUGUAUAGCAAAAAAAUAAAGGGGGGGGGGGGGGGGGGGUAAAUAUGUGGGAAGGAAAUCAUGGUGCUGGUGCCAGAUUUUGGGCAUCUGAGCUGGUGAAAAUGCAUGGAGCAGUUUGUAACUUCAGCUUGAGUGGAAAAUUAACAAAACAGUAGCAUGUUAUGGAAUCACCUACUGAAAACCAAAACUUAAGUUGUUUUAAUGUUGUUUUAUCUUUCUAGAACUUAUCUAGCAGUAUUUGAAAUUAAUGCGAUAUUUUAAUUGUAUAGGGACUUGAAUAAUUCUGUAUUUUAAGAAAGCUGAAAAAAGUGAUCUUUGUAAAAAAUAUUUGAUGUUUGCCCCAAAAAAUGAAUGAAAUUUGUUGUCAUAUACAAUAUAAUCUAUAAUAAAGCAAAAGCAAAUAUUUAAAUACUA